Lindgomyces ingoldianus is the source of this 930-nucleotide messenger RNA. RefSeq lists its product as uncharacterized. The record is from RefSeq and is a predicted model, not a curated record. NCBI's taxonomy places the organism in Eukaryota, Fungi, Ascomycota, Dothideomycetes, Pleosporales, Lindgomycetaceae. Bases 1 to 930 code for a protein of 309 amino acids. The transcript has 6 exons.
AUGGGGUUCACAUGUUGGGGGUUCUGCUGCGAUGCCGGUUCAACUCACAUCGCAAAUGGCGCGUGGUCAGCGAGCUUUGCACAUCAGGUUUCUAUUUAUUCUCUUCAAAUCAUGGGGGCGGGUCUUCAUGACACGGGCCAAGCCUACUCGCUUAAGCUCUGCCAACUUAGGUAUUGCAACUACAUAGGGGAUCACGCCGAUCUAAUCGGAGUUUCUUCGCCAAUUCAAUUAUUCCAAGGUAUCUGGCUAUCUGUGUACUUGCUCGUCACCGCCACUAUUCCUCAGCCAAUUGACUUGUGGGGCACAGGUCUCCUGUAUGUACGGCGUGAAGGCUGGACUCAUGUGAAUCCUUCCAUACGCCACGCUUAUACCGACAUUCACGCUUCGAGCACAUCCCCCACUCGAUACCACGACCGUGGAAUCCUACGCAACAUAACAUCAGCAAUCCUUCUUUGCGAGCGAGCCUACCUCGCCGUAGAUAUACAUCCAACAAAACAUCCUCUCGUCCUAUCCUUCCCAAAGACCAACAUCUUCAGGAAGCUUUCCAACGCCCUUCCCGCUCCUCCCGCUUCCCCCGUCUUCCGUUCCCCCACGUUUCGAUACUUCCAUUGGCGGACUUUCAAACCCACGUUUGCUGACACGCUCCAGACGGAUCCCCAACGAUUUUGCAAUCCAACACAUCCUUUUCCCCACCAUCCGAUCCUUACACUCCGUCGCUGUUGGUUCUCUACACACCCUCACCGGACAGCACCGACACUGCCACAAAUUCGCCACUCAAGCCUCAAUCCUCAAUCCUCAGUUAUGCGCCGUGAUAUUCAUAGCACAGAAAUUACUUGCAUGAAAACAAAUGCCUCAGCGGACAAAAAAAACAGGCAGGACUAUACGGACGCACACCCCAAUAACCCCUCUCUCAACGCCAAACUUUCCUAA